AUGCUGCUGGCCUACGCCCCUGCGCUCCUCGCCGCCGCCGCGUCCUUCGCCGUGCCGGGCGCCGUCGAAGGCGCGCGCGCCGAACUCCUCAGCGCCGCGCUCGCCGCUCACUUCCUCAAGCGGGUUCUCGAGGUGCUGUUCAUGCACCGGUACAGCGGGAGCAUGCCGCUGGACACGGCGGCCACCAUCGCGUCCAGCUACCUGCUGAGCACGGCCACCAUGAUCUGCGAGCACCACCUCAGCCACGACCUGCCGGACCCCGCCGUGGACCUGCUCUACCCGGGCGUGGUCGUCUUCGCCGUCGGCCUCGCCGGCAACUUCUACCACCACUACCUCCUCUCGAGGCUGAGAGCAGACGCCGGCGGCGGCGGAGGCGGCGACGACAGGGGGUACAAGAUCCCCAGGGGCGGCCUGUUCGGGCUCGUCACCUGCCCACACUACCUCUUCGAGAUCCUCGACUUCUUCGGGCUCGCCAUGAUCGCGCAGACGCUGUACGCGCUCGCCGUCGCCACCGGAACCGCGGCCUACCUCGACGGCCGGAGCUGCGCCACCAGGAGGUGGUACCAGUCCAAGUUCCAGCAGUUCCCGGCGAGGAUCAAAGCGUUGCUGCCGUACGUGUUGUAG
Miscanthus lutarioriparius is the source of this 624-nucleotide messenger RNA. The record is from the annotation of a GenBank genome assembly. NCBI's taxonomy places the organism in Eukaryota, Viridiplantae, Streptophyta, Magnoliopsida, Poales, Poaceae.